Molecule: messenger RNA, 1410 nt
Organism: Lathyrus oleraceus (garden pea)
Lineage: Eukaryota; Viridiplantae; Streptophyta; Magnoliopsida; Fabales; Fabaceae
Exons: 2
Coding region: 1-1410 (469 amino acids)
Source: RefSeq, a predicted model, not a curated record
AUGGUGAAUAGAAACCAAAAUGCUGAUGAUAUCAUACGUCAGGUUCGACAUGACGAUGUGGCAGCAGAUAAUAACCUAGGAGCUAUAGUCGAAAGAAUCAUGGUUCCAAACGGGGUAAAUUUUGGUCUCAGAAGGCCAAAUUAUACGUCGCCUUUAGCAGAGUAUAUCUUACAAGCAGAAGCACCCCUCAGGACCAAAAUCCCCAAAUUCACCAAGUCUGCUGGGGACACUACUGAGUGUACUGUUGAGCACGUGGCGAGAUAUUUAAUCGAUGCUAGAGAUAUGUCAAAUAACGAGAGCCUUAGGAUGAAUUUUUUUCCAAGUUCUCUCACAAAUAAUGCUUUCACAUGGUUCACAACCUUGCCCCAAAAUUCGAUCCACACUUGGAACCAACUGGAAAGAAUGUUCCAUGAGCAGUUUUACAUGGGGCAAACGAAGAUAAGUUUGAAGGAGUUGGCUAGUGUCAAACGAACGUUCACUGAGCCAAUUGAUGACUAUCUGAAUAGAUUUCGACUACUCAAAGUUAGGUGUUUUACGCAAAUACCAAAGCAUGAAUUGGUUGAAAUGGCCGUUGGGGGCCUUGACUAUUUGAUUAGAAAGAAAUUAGAUACUCAGAAUGAUGACGAAGGUUCAUGUCAUGAAAUUUCAGACUUCAACGACAAUGAGAUCGACCUUGUUGAAUUGACACAAGAGCCACCAUAUGCGUGCAAAGUUUUAGCCCCUUCGAACGGGAAAAAUCCUGUCGAACCUGAAAAGAGUGACAAAUUUCCUAAGAAAACAUAUAUGUUCGACGUUACAAAAUGUGACGAAAUUUUUGACUUACUAGUCAAAGAUGGUCAGAUGAUAAUACCUCCGGGUGCUAAAGUACCCCCUUCAGAGCAAAGAAAUAAAAGAGGGUUUUGCAAAUACCAUGGUUUUUUGGGUCAUAAAACGUCUCAAUGUUUUCUUUUCAGGGAUCUUGUGCAGAAUGCCAUCCAGGAAGGAAGACUCAAGUUCGGAGACAAAACACGAAGCCAGAUGAAGAUCGACUCCGAUCCUCUACAGGUAGCUAAGGCCCAUUAUACUGAGCCAGAGGAAGUGAACCUUAUUGAUGUCGCUGAUGAUUUCAACAUGGCUGAAGUCACUGAAGACUUCGUCAAUGGACCUAUUAUGGCUAGGGUUCAUGAGUACUUCGAGCAAGCGUCUUUUGAUGAUUUCGCUCAAAAGGCUGCAGGAGAUGUCAACAAGAAAAAUGUUGAAGCCCCUGAUGCUAAGGACGCUGAGAGUUUAAAGUUAAUGAUGAUUACUAAAGAAACUGCUGAUAAUUUCGUUCAGAUGGACAAGGCCAAUGAGGGCCUUCAAAAACCAUUUGAAAGGUUGAAUAUUAUUGAGGAUAUCCACAUGGAGGUCAAUAUGGUGGAGUUAUCUUAA